Molecule: messenger RNA, 618 nt
Organism: Pochonia chlamydosporia 170
Lineage: Eukaryota; Fungi; Ascomycota; Sordariomycetes; Hypocreales; Clavicipitaceae
Product: cysteine-rich secretory protein family domain-containing protein
Exons: 3
Coding region: 1-618 (205 amino acids)
Source: RefSeq, a predicted model, not a curated record
AUGGCUUGCGCACUCGUCGCGUCAAGAAGAGUUUCAUCCGGUCAGGAUGUAAGGCUAUACGGAGGAGCUCGUGAUGGACGAGUGUUGAACCUCGGCCUACAGGGCAAGUAUGAGGCAGCCGAGAGAGAAUAUGAAAGGUGCCACGUCCGAUUCCCCAAACAGUCCCAUCCCAAUACAACAGUUUGUCUCAGUUCGGAAGAGAAGAAGCUAUACGACUUGAUCAUUGCCUAUCGCCAGAAACAGCAUUUAGAAUCGAUUCCCGUCUCUGCCAAACUCUCCCAGGUCGCUCAAACACACGUACGCGAUCUUUCCGAACAACAUACCUUCGAUCUCCAAGGCAAAUGCAAUCUCCACACCACCUGCAUGUGGACCAAGCCCCAGGAAAUUGCCGGCUAUAAAGGCAAUGGUUUUGAGAUCGCGUAUUUCAAUCCCGGUGGCGCCACGGCCCAGGGAGGACUUCAUGGUUGGAAAAUGAGUCCAGCUCACAACUCCGUUCUCAUCAACAGUGGGGUGUGGGGAAAAUCAAAAUGGAAGGCCAUUGGGGUUGGUAUCUACAAAGGUUACGGCGUCGCGUGGUUUGGCGAGGUGGACGAUGUGGCUCCCGAGCUCUGCCCUUAA